This is a messenger RNA of Anneissia japonica, 1717 nucleotides long. Its product is annotated as tryptophan--tRNA ligase, mitochondrial-like. The transcript is spliced from 6 exons. The record is from RefSeq and is a predicted model, not a curated record. Gene Ontology annotation, cellular component: mitochondrial matrix; mitochondrion. Lineage: Eukaryota; Metazoa; Echinodermata; Crinoidea; Comatulida; Comatulidae. Bases 263 to 1243 code for a protein of 326 amino acids. Gene Ontology annotation, biological process: mitochondrial tryptophanyl-tRNA aminoacylation. Gene Ontology annotation, molecular function: ATP binding; tryptophan-tRNA ligase activity.
CCAUAGCCGCUUCGGGUGCGCGACGUACCAUUCCAGAUUAGGCCUACAGUAUGUUAGGCCUAGCCGCCAUGGUUUAUUGGUUUACCAUCCCAAAGUUCUCAAGUUAUACGGAACGUCAUAGUUACUACGGAAAUUUUGACAAAUAUAAUGGACGUUUACGAAAAUAGGUAGGCCUAGGCCUGGCCCUCUCUAUCUCUAGCCUAGGCCUGGAGGUAGCAAUAGUACUGGCUAGGCCACAAGCAAGCUAGCCUAUCCAUUAGUAAUGUGCAUCUUUUCAGGUAUCCAACCAACCGGAGUGCCACAUAUAGGGAACUAUUUAGGUGCUAUACAACAGUGGAGCCAUUUACAGGGACAUGGCAAUGAAGUUAUCUAUAGCAUUGUAGACUUGCAUUCUAUUGCUUUACCACAGGACCCAAAGGAACUGAGAGAGAGCAUCCUGAGAAUGGCCGCAGUUUUAAUAGCUUGUGGCAUUGAUCCAGAUCGUAGCAUUCUCUUCCAGCAGUCUGCUGUAAAAGAACAUACACAAUUAGCAUGGGUGCUUGGCUGCCGAACUACACUGGCCAAACUUAAUUCCUUUACACAAUGGAAGGCUAAAGUUGGCUCAGACAAGAAGAAGGCAUGUGUUGGCUUAUUUACAUAUCCAGUAUUACAAAGUGCAGACAUUCUACUUUAUAAGUCAACACAUGUUCCUGUGGGUGAUGAUCAAAAACAGCACCUAGAGAUGGCCCAGGAAGUUGCCAGGAUAUUUAACAACAACUAUGGCGAAUUCUUUCCAAUUCCAAAAGCAAUUUAUGGUGAUGUACCAAAAGUGAAAAGUUUACGAGACCCAUCAAUUAAGAUGAGCAAAUCAGAUAGUCAAGCCUUGUCUCGAAUUGAACUUUUAGAUUCACACGAUGAAAUAAGAACUAAGUUUAAAAAAGCUGUAACAGACUUUACUUCUGAAGUCACAUUUGAACCGGACUCUCGGCCGGGUGUUUCAAAUAUGCUGAUUAUACAUUCAGCAGUGAGUGGAAAAACUAUUCCUGACAUAUGUAAUGAAGCGAAAGGACUGGAAACUGCAGAAUAUAAAUUUGUUGUCGCCGAUGCUGUGAACGAGUUUGUGAAACCCAUACGUGACAAAGUGACGUUACUUUUGAAUGAGAAACAAUACUUGCGUGACAUAUUACAAGAUGGUGCUGAAAAAGCACGAGAAAUUGCGGAACGAAAUUACGAUGAUGUUAAACAACUUGUAGGUUUUAUUUGAAAUGUGGAGUAGUAGAUCAGUGAAUACGAUGCUUAUCUACCUGUAGUGGACGACGAGAGUUGCUGGUACCGGGUUACCGGGUAGCACGGACGCGAAGAAAGUCAUUGUUGGACUUCUUAGACCACAUGUUAAGCGCCCUGAGCAUCUUACAUUAGAUGGAUAUGUGCGCUAUAUAAAAAUACACUAUUAUUAUUAUUAUUACCUGUCAACCAAGGCUAUGUCCAAACUAUCACAAUGUGAUAUGCCUAAAUAUGGUCAUGAUGACAUCACAGUUAUCACCUAGGCACAAGCAUAUUUGAUAUUUUUUUUCCUUAAAUAUGAUGCACAUGUGGACAAAAGCCAAACUUAUACUUUGUACAUUCAACAAUUUUGAAUGACCGACGUAGUCAGUAGGUUCAUUAGAACCCUAAUGGGUCUAUCUGCUGGUCCAUGGCUGCCCAGAGAAAUACAAUAAAGAAAAACUAAAGUAAACUA